Messenger RNA from Trifolium pratense (red clover), 1873 nucleotides. Its product is annotated as homeobox-leucine zipper protein HDG1-like. The transcript has 6 exons. Gene Ontology annotation, molecular function: lipid binding. Bases 101 to 1666 code for a protein of 521 amino acids. The record is from RefSeq and is a predicted model, not a curated record. Lineage: Eukaryota; Viridiplantae; Streptophyta; Magnoliopsida; Fabales; Fabaceae.
AAGAUAAAAUCACCAACAAAAAAACAUAUCUCACUCCCACCGCAGAAUAAAAAAAACCUAGAAGCUGCUCCGAGCUGAGAACAGUGUGAAGAAGGAAGCUAUGGAAAAUGGAGCUAUGGAAACUGCACCAACUUCUGAAAUGAUCGGAAAUGAUACCGAGAACGAGAGAUCUAAGCUUAUAGAUCUUGCAUCAGCUGCUAUAGAUGAAGUUAUCAAGUUGGCUCAACCUGACUCCGAUCUUUGGAUCAAGUCUCUGGAGAGUGGGAGGGUUGGGAGGGAAGUUCUCAACCGCGACGAGUACGAAAAGAUUCGUUCUCCUUUUGAUACUCCGAAACCAAAUGGUUUUGUAGCUGAAGCUUCAAGAAAGACUGUGCUAUUAUGCACCAACACUGCUGCACUGAUCGAAACAUUUCUUGAUGCGGAUCGGUGGUCGAAGAUGUUUUCAUAUAUAAUUGCUAAAGCUAAAACAUUAGAUGUAUUAUCUAAUGGAAUUAAUGGAACCAGAAAUGGAUCUAUGCAACUGAUGCAUGCUGAGAUUCAAUUGCCUACUCCGUUGGUGCCGGUUCGAGAAUAUAGAUUCAUCAGGUUUUGCAAGCAGCAUGCUGAAGGUAAUAAGUGGGCUGUUGUUGAUGUUCCGAUCGACUUUUAUCGUGAUGGUCCCAAUGGAAACCCUAACUUGAGCUGUAAGAGGCUUCCGUCUGGAUGUAUUUUGGAGGAUAUGCCUUAUGGUUGCCAGAUAACUUGGGUGGAUCAUUCUCAAUAUGAUGAGAGUGCUGUCCACCAAAUCUACCGUCCAUUGGUUAACUCCGGCAUCGCAUUUGGUGCUCAUAGAUGGGUUGCAACUCUCAAGAGGCAUUGUGAAUCUCUUGCCAUCCCAAUGUUUACCGUACCAUCUGAUUACCCUGCAGCUAUAAGCCCAUCUGGCAAGAGUGGCUUUUUAAUGCUCGCGCAGCGGAUGUCUGAUAGCUUCAUGUCCGGAAUUUGUCCUUCGUCAGCUUGCAAGUGGGACAUCCUUCACAUUAGUAACAUGGCCAACAACGACAGGAGAAUCAUGUCCCGGUUAAUUCAGGAUGCCUCUGGUGAAAAUCGUGCAAUCGUGCUAAGUGCUUCAACUUCUGUUUGGAUGCCGGUGUCACGGCAAAAGAUGUUUUAUUUCCUCCGUGAUGCACGAAUGAGAGGUCGGUGGGAUGGUUUGUCCAACAGCGAAUCAAUGGAGGAGAUAGUCCGCAUUCCUAAAGGACAAUUUGGAGAUUCAGUUUCUAUCAUUGGUGCUGCUGCUGGUAAAGGAAACAAGAGCAACUUUCUAUAUCUACAAGAUUCAUGGAUCGAUAGCUCUGGCGCAAUGGUCAUAUAUUCUCCGAUUAGUAUGGAAUCCUACAACAUGGUGAUGAGUAAUGGUGAAGAUGCUUCAUUUAUUCCGGUUUUGCCUUCCGGCUUUUCAAUUCUUCCAGAUGGCAAUUCAAGUAACAAAACAAUGGUCAGAAGUGACGGUAGUGGCAGCAGUGGCAGCGGUGGCAACAUCGGAUGCUUGCUCACGGUUGGAUUACAAAUGUUGCUGAUCAGCAGCCGUCAAUCAAGCAAGCUGACAAAUGAAUCAAUUGUUACCGUUAAUGAAAUCAUCUCAUGCACUAUUCAGAAGAUCAAGAACGCUCUUGGAGUUGCAUGAUGAAGAAUUUGAUAUCAAAAGUUGGCAAAGGCUGAGACUUAAAUAAGGGUUUCUUUUGUGAGGAAAUUUUUUGGAUUUUACUUUAUGUGAAUUUUUUGCAUGAUGAUAGAUUUCAGAUUUGUCUCACCUUCAUUGCAUGAAUUUGAUGCUGGUUGUUUAUCUUCUUGAAUGCAUGAUUAUAUUUUAUAUUUUUUAUUAGCUUUUCUU